Dicrocoelium dendriticum is the source of this 1251-nucleotide messenger RNA. NCBI's taxonomy places the organism in Eukaryota, Metazoa, Platyhelminthes, Trematoda, Plagiorchiida, Dicrocoeliidae. The record is from the annotation of a GenBank genome assembly.
AUGGUAGGUCUGCUAGCAUCGUAUGUAUCUGGUGUUGUAUGGGAGCCGAUUCAGCGUUCACUUCCAAAGGUAGCCUACGCCCUGAAGUUGUCUCAACUAAAAGAUGAACUGGUGGAACAAUUUGGGCGUUUGGAUAGCCUAUUGAAUGUGGACAAUGCCAAACUAGCGGAGCUGGCUAAAUUGCGAAAUGAACUUAAUGAUCUACGCAAUCAGUUUUCCGAAGGAAGAGCCUCGGACUAUUUAACUGUGCUGAACGAGAAUAUCCGGGGUCGUCGAACUGUUGACAUGGGUGGAAUCAAGAUCGUCCGCUUAGAUGAUGACCAACCACUUGAGAGAUAUACGCUCACGGCGUCCACUAUUGAAUACUUGAAGAAACCCAGCUUUGAUAUUUGGCACUGGGAACCAAACGAGAUGCUAGCUUUGCUGGAACACAUGUACAAUGAAUUGGGGUUGGUAGAAGAAUUCAGGAUAAACCCGCUGACAUUAAAGCGGUGGUUGCUUUCAAUACAAGCCAACUACCGAAACAAUCCUUUUCACAAUUUCCGCCAUUGUUUUUGUGUCGCACAAAUGAUGUACGGAAUGUUGUAUUUAUGCGGCUUGAACAAGAUCUUCUCACGAGAGGAGCUCGGUGCUUUGCUCACAGCAUCCAUCUGCCAUGAUUUGGACCAUCCAGGUUAUAAUAACUCUUAUCAGAUAAAUGCAAGGACAGAAUUGGCCAUUAGAUACAACGACAUCUCACCACUGGAAAACCAUCACUGUGCUGUGGCGUUCAACAUUCUCAACCAUCCUGAGACGAAUAUAUUUGCCAACGUCAGCCAGGAUGUGUUCCGCCGCAUUCGUCAAAGCAUGACUGCCCUGAUUCUGUCAACUGACAUGGCCAGACAUGGAGAAAUUUUGGAUGCUAUGCAGAGAUAUAUAGAAGGAGGCUUCAGUUGGGACAAGAAAGAACAUCGUGAUACUCUCAAAAUGCUGCUCAUCAAAUGUUGCGAUAUCUCCAAUGAAGUGCGUCCGUUGUCAGUGAGCGAGCCAUGGGUGGACUGUUUACUGGAGGAAUAUUUUCAGCAGUCUGACCGGGAGAAGGUGGAGGGGUUACCGGUUGCUCCGUUCAUGGAUCGUGACAAAGUUACCAAGUCGUCGGCCCAGAUCGGUUUCAUCAAGUUUGUCCUAAUCCCAAUGUUUCAGACUGUGGCCAAGGUAAGCAAACAUGUGUGCAUAAACGUUUAUUCCAAGCCACUGCACUCAUCCAGCUAG